AUGUCGGGAGAGAUUACGCUCGAUCUGGAGAGAAAUGGGGGAAACCAGUUCCUGUCUAAUCAGACGGUGCACAACUUUGCCUGGAAUGACUUGACGGUCACGGUCAAGGACCGUCGCACCAAGAAGCCUCUCAAUCUGAUCGAUGGUAUCUGUGGGAAUAUCCAAAGGGGGGAGUUGGUCGCUUUGAUGGGCCCCUCAGGCUGCGGUAAAACGACUUUGCUCAAUGUCCUUGCUCGCCGAUCUCCCACAUCCGGUGCAAAGACCUCCGGAGAAUGCUACGUCAACGGUGGAAAGCUCGACAAAGCCACCUUUGGACGGAUCACUUCCUAUGUCGAGCAGGAGGACGCUCUCAUCGGCUCAUUGACCGUUCAGGAGACGCUCAAGUUCGCUGCGGAUCUCUCCCUGCCGAGCUCUGUUUCCAAAGCCCAGCGACGUGACCGGAUCCAGACCCUCUUGGAGUCCUUUGGUAUUCAAAACCAGGCGGCCACCCUGGUUGGAACUCCAAUCCGAAAGGGCAUCAGUGGAGGCCAGAAACGCCGAGUCAGUGUGGCCAGUCAGCUUAUCACCUGCCCUAAGAUUCUGUUCCUGGAUGAGCCCACCAGUGGUCUCGACUCGACGGCGAGUUACGAGGUGAUCUCAUAUGUUAAGGAGUUGGCUAUCGCCAAUAACCUCAUCAUCAUCGCGAGUAUUCAUCAACCGUCAACAACAACAUUCCAGCUCUUCGACAAGUUGCUUCUUUUGUCCAAGGGGAAAACGUGCUAUUUCGGUCCGGUUUCCGAUGUAUCGACUCACUUCGCCAGCAUCGGCCAUCCGAUCCCUUCCAACACGAAUCCCGCCGAAUUUCUUCUCGACAUCGUCAGUUCCGAUUUUGCUGAUAGCAAGGGGGGAGAUGCUGUGGAACGUGUGCAGCAGAUUCAGGCAUCCUGGGCAACUGCCACGGGCAGUCAGGCCUCGUCGCAAACGAUCGAGCCCUCUGAAAAGGAUAGGAAGGAUAUCCCGAUAGAGGAGCUCUCUCGACCCAACGUCGCGAGCAUCACAUUUUCUCUUCUCCACCGCUCGUUCAUCAAAAGCUAUCGCGAUGUUGUGGCGUAUGGGAUCCGAAUUGUCAUGUAUCUGGGACUCGCAAUCAUGAUGGGCACAGUGUGGCUGCGUUUACAUGAGUCGCAGGAGUACAUCCAGCCGUUCAUCAACGCCAUUUUCUUCGGCUCGGCCUUCAUGAGCUUCAUGGCCGUCGCCUACGUCCCUGCCUUCCUCGAAGACCGCGCCACCUUCAUCAAAGAGCGCGCCAACGGGCUCUACAGCGCCCUCCCCUUCGUUAUCUCCAAUUUCAUCAUCGGUCUCCCCUUCCUCUUCCUCAUCUCCAUGCUCUUCUCCGUCGUCGCCUACUGGCUCUCCAACUUCCGCCCGGACGCCGUCGCCUUCUUCCGCUUGGUCAUGUGGCUCUUCCUCGACCUCGUCGCGGCGGAAUCCCUCGUUGUCUUCGUCACGGCCAUCUUCCCCAACUUCGUCAUCGCGCUCGCACUCGUCGCCUUCGCCAACGGCCUCUGGAUGAGCGUCGGCGGCUUCCUCGUCUCCCCCACCAUCCUCAACCCCUUCUGGAAAUACGUCUUCCACUACAUCGACUACCAGGCCUACGUCUUCCAGGGCAUGAUGGUCAACGAGCUCGCGCACCGCACCUACGCCUGCGGCGACGGCUGCAACUGCAUGUACCAGACCGAUCUGGCGGACCAGUGCCGCAUCCGUGGCACGGGCGUGCUCGAGGCGUAUGGGUAUACGACGGGGCGCACGGGCAAGUGGGUGGGCAUUCUCGUGGGCAUUAUCGCCGUGUAUCGGCUUUUCGGGUGGAUUGCGUUGGCUCUUCGGCGGAGUUAA
This is a messenger RNA of Aspergillus clavatus NRRL 1, 1872 nucleotides long. RefSeq names its product putative ABC transporter. Lineage: Eukaryota; Fungi; Ascomycota; Eurotiomycetes; Eurotiales; Aspergillaceae. The transcript has 7 exons. Gene Ontology annotation, molecular function: ATP binding; ABC-type transporter activity; ATP hydrolysis activity. Gene Ontology annotation, cellular component: membrane. The record is from RefSeq and is a predicted model, not a curated record. Bases 1 to 1872 code for a protein of 623 amino acids.